Paramecium primaurelia is the source of this 552-nucleotide messenger RNA. Lineage: Eukaryota; Ciliophora; Oligohymenophorea; Peniculida; Parameciidae. The record is from the annotation of a GenBank genome assembly.
AAAAUAAUGUAAUAAGGACUUGCUUAAAAGAGAUUAUUGAUGGAUUUUAAGAAAAUUUAAUCAGAAAAUUAGGAAGACUUUAUGGCCUCUCCAUAAGAAAAUGAUAUAUUUCAUUGGGAAGCUGUGAUUUUUGGGUAUUAUAAUUAAUCGAAUUAUUAUUUUAGACCAGAACAAACACCAUGGGAAGGAGGAUGUUUUGAAUUAAAAUUGGCUUUUACAAAUGAUUAUCCAACUAAACCACCUGAAGUUAGAUUCGCUCCUCCUAUUUAUCAUCCUAAUGUCUAUCCAGAUGGAAGAAUAUGUUUAGAUAUUUUAAAAGAAUAAUGGACUCCAAUUUUGGAUGUUUGGGCAAUUUUAACUUCUAUCAGAUCACUAUUGUGUGAUCCAAACCCAAACUCACCAGCAAACCCAGAAGCUGCAAAAGUAAUAGAAAUUCUGAAUAAUAGUUAUAUAUGUCUGACCGAGCCGAAUAUUAUAGAAGAGUAAAAGAAUAAGUUGAGAAAACCCUAAAUGGAAUUGAGGAAGAAAAAUGAUUAAAUAAUUUAUUAACAC